Messenger RNA from Seriola aureovittata, 4778 nucleotides. RefSeq names its product SWI/SNF-related matrix-associated actin-dependent regulator of chromatin subfamily E member 1-like. The coding region runs from base 154 to 1743 and encodes 529 amino acids. Lineage: Eukaryota; Metazoa; Chordata; Actinopteri; Carangiformes; Carangidae. The transcript is spliced from 11 exons. Gene Ontology annotation, molecular function: nucleosomal DNA binding; nuclear receptor binding. Gene Ontology annotation, biological process: negative regulation of DNA-templated transcription. Gene Ontology annotation, cellular component: SWI/SNF complex. The record is from RefSeq and is a predicted model, not a curated record.
AAAACAUCCUUUCCGCCGGCCAGAGCAAAGACAAUACUUCCGGUCUGUGUGAGAAAGGCGGAAUCGGCGGCCCUACAGAGGGAACAAAGGACGAUUGACUGAGUUAACCAAUAUAAAAAUGGCCUGUUCCCCAUAACCCAAUCUGAAGCCACGAUGUCAAAACGACCAUCCUACGCCCCUCCCCCUCCCCCCGCCCCAACAACACAAAUGCCUUCCACCCCUGGGUUUGUGGGCUACAACCCUUACAGCCAUCUGGCCUACAACAACCUCCGGCUGGGAGGGAGCUCCGGAGGCUCCAGCAGGAACUCCUCAGGCAUCACUGUCCCAAAGCCUCCCAAGCCUCCAGACAAGCCACUGAUGCCUUACAUGCGGUACAGCCGGAAGGUAAGCAGGAAGGUAUGGGACCAAGUGAAGGCGUCCAACCCAGACCUGAAGCUGUGGGAGAUUGGGAAGAUUAUCGGAGGCAUGUGGAGGGACCUGACCGAUGAAGAGAAACAGGACUACCUGAAUGAGUACGAGGCUGAGAAGAUUGAGUAUAAUGACUCUUUGAAGGCCUACCACAAUUCCCCAGCCUACCUGGCUUACAUCAAUGCCAAGAACAGGGCUGAGGCUGCAAUGGAGGAGGAGAGCAGGCAGAGGCAGAGUCGUAUGGACAAAGGCGAGCCAUACAUGAGCAUCCAGCCCGCUGAAGACCCUGAUGACUAUGACGAUGGGUUUUCAGUGAAGCACACAGCAGCCGCUCGCUUCCAGAGGAACCACCGGCUCAUCAGCGACAUCCUCAGUGAGAUUGUGGUGCCUGACGUCCGCUCCGUGGUCACCACAGCCCGCAUGCAGGUCCUCAAGAGGCAGGUCCAGUCUCUUAUGGUGCACCAGAGGAAGCUGGAGGCAGAACUUCUGCAGAUCGAAGAUCGUCACCAAGACAAGAAGAGACGCUUCCUGGAGACCACUGACUCAUUCAACACUGAACUCAAGCGGCUGUGCAGUCAGAAGGUGGAGGUGGACAUGGAGAAGCUUGCAGCAGAGAUGGCUGCUGCUGAAGAGGCAGCCCGGCGCCGGGCAGAGGAGAGGGAGCGCGAGGCCGCCGAGCAGGCGGAGAAAGCUGCGCAGCAGGCUCAACAGCAGCAGCAGCAGCAGCAGCAGCAGCAACAACAACAACAGCAGCAGCAGCAGCAACAACAACAACAACAACAACAGCAGCAACAACAACAACAACAGCAGCAACAACAGCAACAGCAAGAGGCUGCUGGGAACAAAGCUGCAGAGCAGAGCAGUGCUAAUGCUAAAAGCACAGCUAACCCCACUUCAGGGACCAAGGAGGAAGACAUGCCCCCACCAGUGGCGACAGAUAAAGCAGCACCUGCAGAGACCUCUUCAGAACCACAUCCUGCUCCACCUCCCGCAUCUGAUCCUCCCUCUUCUGCCUCUGAUAAAGCAACUCCUCCCCCUGAGCCUCCCAGGGAAAGCAGCACUCCAAGCAGCAGCACCCCGAGUGACGACAGCAGCAGCAGCAGCAGCAGCAGCAACAACAACAGCAACAGCAACAGCAUGCCCGCUCCACCCUCAGACAGCACCCCGGGAGUAGCAGCCCCAGAACCCCCAGUGGCUCCGGAAGCUAAUUCCAGUGCAGCUAACCCUAACGUUGUGUCUGCAGCACCUCCACCUCCCCCUGCCUCAGAAGAACCAGCUCCUCCUCCACCACCACUACUACCCCCUAGCCAGAGCAGCCAACAGUAUGAUAUGUAAUAGUCGAUGUGUUAGGUACACAGUGGUAGCUGUAGAAAUCCUCCCUGUGCUGCAGCCCCCCACCUCUGGAUGGAGCGGCAGGUGUGGAAGAAGUGGGAUUUGUAUGGUGGCUUUUAACACACAGUGCUGAAUGGCUGAGGGUCUGUUAGUAAGGUCAGCAAAUAGUUAACAUGUAUUUCACACACGAGCUACUGUAUGUAGGGUUUUCAUCAACUAGCUUCAUGCAUCUGGACCAAACAAGGGGAAAUUAGGAUUUUGCUUAAAUCUGCGCAUGUUUCCUUUAAAUUUAUUCAGCAAAUGUGAGUGGGUUCAGUGAAAUGUCACCAAAGAGUACAAGAUUUGACCAGACUGAGUUUGUACUCCAGGCAUCAUACGAGCCGUUCUUCUUUUCUAAUUGUGUCACUGAAAGGAUUUUUUUUUUUUUUUUCAUUUAAAAUAACCUCACACAGACUGAUGCUAGAGGGAUGUUACACUGCAAAUGGUUAGCAAUAACCCUACUAGCUGCUGGGACAUCAUUGUACAGGUAUCUCACUCAACACCUUACCUAUUCUGCUCCUGCUUAUUGUCCAAAAUCCAUCUGUUACCUCAGAUACAUUUCCAGUUGUCAGGGUCCACAUUCACAACGUUGAUAGUAAUGCUCAUUCUGAAUAGGGCUGCAACUAACCAUUAUUUUCAUUAUGAAUUUAAUAUGGCGGUUAUUUUCUCAAUCUAUAAAAUAUUUGAAUUCAAACUUCCCAGGGUCCACAGCAACAUCUUGGUUAUCAGGGCACAGUUAAAUGUUGCAGAGGUUGGGUGAGCCCAGCAUUCAUGUUAAUCACUGGGCCCUGUGCCAUCAUAAAUCCUCCUGCCUCGUGGAAGGGAACACCAUUCUUUCUCCCUGACUGGCCGCACCUUUAAACUGACUUGAAGUGGUAGUUGGGGUUAUUUGAUGUGGGGUUGUGUGAGGCAUUCAUCUAUAGUCGGUGUGUUGCCUGCAGUAGAUUCAGAUCGGCGAUCUGCCAGGUUUCGAGAAGCAGUCCCCGAGCACAGACGCUGAGCGAUGAGCUGCUGCAAAGUAAAUGUGUUUCAGCUACUUUAAAAAAUGCUCACAGAAAAAGCUAAUAUCAGUUUAAUUGUUGCUUUAAUUUGAAAUUUUUCAUAGCUUUAUCUGCUGUCAAACAGCCCUUUACUUUAGAACUACAGUUUGUGAACCAUUGAACUAUAUUACUACGCACAAGUGCAAUCUGCAGCUCUGUUUGAGUCAUAAACGGCUAAGCAUAGGUGCGUAUGUGUGUAGGAAUACAGUAGUUCAACAGUUGAAAAAAAUAUUUAGUUUCAAAGGAAAGGGCUCUUUGAUGGCAAAAUAAAGCAGUGAAAAUUUCUCCAAAAAAAGCAACACUUAAACUGAUACUAGCUUUUUUUUUGUGGGCAGCUCAUCACUCAGCUUCUGUACCGGUGUUUCUGCUGCUUCCCUUAACUCACAGCGCACUGAUCUGAAUCUAGUGCAGGCAACACACUGACUAUAGAUAACUGCCUCACACAACCUCGCAUCAAAUAACUCGAACCAUCACUUUAACGUGCUUUUAAGCAAACAGUAAACAUUUAGCGGCUUCACACACCUUUUGAAAUGUCUUGUUUUCGACCAACAGCCCAAAACCCAAAGAUAAUCAGUUUACAAAUUGUGAUGGGGAAAAGCAGAACACUUUCACGUUUUGAGAGGCUGGACAUUUUUGCUUGCAGCAAGUUACUGAAAUGAUUAAAUGAUUAUCAGAAUAGCUGCCUAUUAUUUUUCUCUUGAUAGAUGAAUCACCUUGGCUCUAAUUACAUCUCCCUGCUGUUGUUAGAAGGGGAGUCAUGUCAUGUAGCAGUGUGUACAUUGUUCUAUGGUACAAACUUGUCUGUGAUACAAAGUAAAGACACCGGGAUGAAGUGACUUUAGGAGUUGUUUGCAGGGAGAAGGCAUUGCUGUUUUUUUUGUUUUUUUUCAAAUACAUGCAUAACUUCCACUGUGUAGACUUAAUACUGAAAUGUUUGAAUACUCCUCAGUUCUCAUGUAUAAACCUUUAAAUCAGCCCUUGUACUUUUCUGAAAUAAGACCACAGGGGUUUGAUUAUAUAUUUCACGUUCAGCGCUGGGCGGAUUUUCUGGUGUUGACGGUCAACAAUGCAUGAAAGGCCCCAACACCCCUCCGCCUUCCCUUUUAAAACACCUGAAUUUUCUACUUCGUCAUUUUGUUUGAUGUGCAAAACAACUACUGUUAGUUCUACUUUGUGUUUUUAGAGAUCUAGUGGAACCUUUUAGACAAAUAUAAUCAAAUUCAGCCUUCGUAUUAAACCUGUACUCUUUGAAACAGAUGCCAUUUCUAAGACAUUUCAGUUUAACUGGAGACGACACGUCUUGGUCGUCGUGGAAGUGACAAGUUUCCAGGUCUGGGGGAAGCCACGUUUUAAUUAUUUGUGCACCGAUAGUCUGCAUGCUAUACUAAAUACUAACCAUCAUCCUGUAAGCAUUUGAACAAUAACUGAAGUUUUAGUGAAAGAGUUGAGGCUGAGCAAAACUGUUGAAAUUUAAAUGUAGGACAAAACUCAUAAUGUGCGCAAGAAACAGAAAAAUUAAGUGAUGGGCUCGUUCGUCUCUGAGGUGCCUCUUAUAAUCUGUGGAUGAUAAAAAUGACCUGUGUUGAGUAUAAAAAGUCAAUAUGGAUGUUUGUUCCCUGUAUUCAUCACAUUUAUGUAGAAAGAGCUGACACAUACUCAAUUAGCAUUUAAUCUGUAACGUUUAAUCUGUAAGAGUUUCUCUACAAGUUGAGACCAUUUUCUUAAAGACUGCAUUGCUCCUUUAGACUGGAUAUUCCCGUUAACACCACAAGUGUUCAACAACUUCAGCAGAGAAAUGCACAGGCUACCCUCAUCCAAAUGUAACCUCAGUCACUUAUGCAUUUAAAGGACUAUUUUCUUACUUGAAUUGGACUGUUUUUAGUAAUAUGCCUCUGUUUUUUGCAUCUUUUUUUUGUACUGUCUAAACUUAUCUAUCCAAAUAAAGGUGAUUUCUCAGUC